Mollisia scopiformis is the source of this 1938-nucleotide messenger RNA. RefSeq lists its product as uncharacterized. The record is from RefSeq and is a predicted model, not a curated record. The transcript has a single exon. Lineage: Eukaryota; Fungi; Ascomycota; Leotiomycetes; Helotiales; Mollisiaceae. The coding region runs from base 1 to 1938 and encodes 645 amino acids.
AUGGAGUCCAUGACGACAAUUCACCUCACACCAACUAAGAUGCGCAUACGAAACCUUCGACAAUCCAGACGACGGACCCAGCAACGCUCAAAAUGGGACCCAGCAGAUCAGAAAACAACAAGAGUGUCGCUGCUCGGAACGAUGGACUGGCUCCUUCUCGUCGCGUCUUUCAUCUUCAUAAUAAUAUCUGUACUUUUGAUCUCUAACGGAACUUGCUCUCACUCUCGCGGACUGUCAGCAAGUGCGCCCGUGUGUAUAGGAGGACAUCUAUCAGUUCAGUCAUGGCUUGCGAUAGUUGGUGUCGAGUCCGGAGCCCUGGGCAUCAUUAUACCACGCGUCUCGCGCCUUCUCGUGUCGAAAUAUCUUACACAUCGACUCGUAUACCACGGACUUGGGUUGGCAAAGAUCCUUAACUCGCAGACAACUGCUCCCCUAAGAGCACAACUUGUACAUGGGUCGAAUGCAGUUUUCUGUUUCCGCAUACCUUUUCUCGUUGCUACUGUAGCUUUCAGUAUACUAUAUAAAUGGUCUUUUGUGAAAGUUAGCAGAUUCGAUACCUUCCCCCUAUCUACGACGAACUUGCCUAUUCCACUCGGCUACGAUGCGACUGGGCACAUCACCACUGUAUCGAACAACCUCGUCGAUGCAUUAGAUCCUAGUAAUCCGCACUCGAGUCUAUUCGUCUUUCCAUUAUCGUCGGAAAAUUCCUCGAAUGCGAAUUACACCCAGAUAUUUGGUCCUUCGCUUAACCCCAUCACUCUUUCAGCUCCAUCAAAUCAAGUCUCAACAGGCACUCUCACCUUCUGCGCACCUAGCUUCUACUCUGACAACACAAUCGUCUCGUCGUCGCCAUCUUGGGUCCCACCAAUGUUGACAACGGACUCCAAUGGAGAUGGUCUACGAAUAACCAACACCGACGGCUCACUGAUCGACAUUUCCUCCGCCAACGGUACCAUAACAAUCAUGGCUGGGAUAUUUGGACAGACUGAUGUCACACCACACUAUACCUCCUACUUAUCUGCCAACGUAUCAGUCUGCAAAGGCUACGUAUCCUGGGCUAUCAACAAUGUCCUUGAUCCCUCCUCAUCUGCCAUCUCAACUACACCACUUCUCCAAACCCCAAUAGAUAUAACAUGUAUAAUGGAGCCAUUCGACCUCGAUACUUGGAUGUCAGCAUCAACUACCGAGUUCGUCCUUAGGUUACUCCAAGGCCUAAGCUGGACAUCAGACGACCUAGCAAAACGAGCAAUGGACAUCGUACUCUCAACAAUCGAUCACACAUCCUCCAUUGCCACACUAGACACGACCUCUCUACCUUCUCCGACGACAGAAACGCACCCCAAUUUCGAUCCGAGCUCCAACUCCAACUCUUCCUCGACCUCGAACCCAAAUUCAACGUCUACGGCCAAUUUCCCCACCGAUCUCGCACCACCUGCUUGUUCACUCCUCUCUUCAAAAUCAACACCCACAUCAGCAUCAGACAGCACCUCAACACCACAACCGCAAUGGAUUGUCUCAGGUCAAAUCUCCGACUUCGGCACGGGACAGACAUUACUAGGCACCAUCCUCCAAGCCUGCAUAACCCUCUUCUCCCUCCUAACUCUCCUCCUCCUCUUCACUCCGGGACUUCCAUUAAUCACAGAAUGGUCCGCGCAAUGGCUCGGGCUAGUCUACGGCCUCGCUCCACCUCGUGUGCAGGAAUGUGUUGAGGGCACUAGUGCGGGCGGGAAUAAUGCUAGGGAAGCGGGAGAGGAGAUUGAAGGUCCGACGGGAGGGAUAAGAGAGGAUGGAGAAGUGAUUGAAGACGAGAGGGAGAAGAGGAGGGGGGAUUUGAGUGUGUUUUUGGGGAGUGCGGGAGGUGAUGGGCCGGAGGGGAAUCCGUAUUUGGUGUUGGGGUUGGAGAAGACGAGGGUGAGGAGGGGGUGGGGUCAUGUAUAA